CGAGUGAAUUAAAUAUUUUUUUGCUAUUUAAAUAAAGCUUAGUGGAGAAAUAGGUGUGAGUUUUUGUUUUCUCGAGUGAGUACAUACAUAAGAGUGUCUUGAAUUCGCAAUAACCGACAGACGCCAUUGAUUAAUUUGGCUAACUUCAGAUACUUUUCAUCCAUACUUGAAGGAAAACGUAUUAAAGAGCGAAGCACAGCAAAUAAAGCAAGUAUUGUGGAAAGAAACCAGAAUCAGUAUGACGGGAACUGCUUGUUUUCUGUUCCUACUGCACCUUAUUUGCAUGACAUCUGGCUUGCAAGCGCAGCGUUCACCCUAUUCGCUACAGGCAGCAGUUGAUGAAUUGCAUCGCCGAGAAGCCGCCAAAUAUCCACUAAAUGCACCACCAUCUCAACAACAUUACCUUACCGGAGCAUUGGGCACUGCUGUCGACCAAGAUUACUGGGAUGACGAUUCAGAUUUCCCUAUAAACACACGCAACAAAAACAGCAAUAGUCACAGAUUGAAUAAAUUGAUUGUCAAAUAUUUGGAACGACAAAAAUAUAAACCCGAUCAGGAUGGUAUUGGCUUAGGACCGUUCGGUGGCUACAUAUAUGAUGAGGAUAAUAACCAGCUCUUCAUAGAGCCCGAUGAAAAUAAGCGUUCAUCAUACUUUAGAGAGCGUAACAGUAAAUAUGAAUCAGAACCUAUCUCGGCAUUUCGUGAACGUGACACUCAAGCUACUCCCGUAGAUGGCAUGACUACUCCCGAGCAUUCUGAAUUGACUGAGCAGUUCUUACGCGAAAUCGAAGAGGCACAGGAACGAGAACGCGAAGAGCGCUACAAAGAUGCCUUGCGCAAUCUUUGGGAAAAGUAUCAACAGCAGGAAAAUGAAAUAGAAGAUGAUUUGUUUGAGCAAAAAAAACGCAUGCGAAUGCCUCCCUACUAUAUGUUGAUGCAGAAGAAACGCUCAUAUCCCGUCCUUCCGUGGCUACCAUAUACAGAACGUAGAAAACGUUUUCCCGUCGCGAAACGUUCAACCAAACACGCGCCCAACGAGAAUAUAAAUUUAGGAAAGACCGAUGAUAAGGUAGCUGAAGAGUUGAGUGAGCUAUUUGGUUCAUCCGUGUCCUCUACAAGUGAUGAGAAAAAGAAGCGCUCAACUGAUGAACAAACACAGACUUCUUCAACACUCGCUCCCGGUAUAACAUCGACUACUUCAAAUGAUAUCGUACUGGAGAUACCGUCUAAGAAAAAUAAUGCUACUGAGACUGCUAUAAUUACUGUUCCAUCGAUAGAUCCACACGAGCACCGUCAGCAUGAGCACAGAUCCGAGCAUGCCCAUAGUGGACAUGCACAAAAAGAACAAAAGCAUAGUAAACGCAGCGAUCAUCAUGUUUCACACGAAAGUCAUGAGGAUGAAGAAGGCUCCGAAUCCGAGGAGCAUGAGGACGAUGAAGGUGAAGAGGAGGAUGAAGAAGAAUUCGAGGAAGAAGAGAUCGAAGAACGUAAAAAGAAGCGUGAUUUGAGAGCAGCGAAGCUCUUAAAUCUGGAAUUAUUUCGAGGCGAACAUGUCCCAUCCUCCCACUUCAAUAUUCAGCGACAAAAGAAAUCCAUCGAUUGGUCAAAAUAUUUUGGCAUAGAUAGAAAGAAGAAGGCUAUAAAAUUAGAGAAUGCAGGCAUUGACAUAAAAAAGCGUAGCACUAUCAAUGACGAUGCCGACCAAAAAGAUCAGGAUAAAAUGAAACGUGAAUUAGACCCAACGAAAUUAGACAAAAUGGAUAGAAAAUUGCAAUCCAUCGAGAACUUUAUUAUCGAUGAAACUAUUAAAUACACAGGAGCGCAUGAGGGAAUCGCAAAUAUCGAUGAAAUACGACGCCUGAAGGACCAUGUACUCUCUCGAUUAGCUACGGCUUAUAGUUUGGAGAAAAUGCGUCGCGCAUUGGAGAAAUUGCGACAAACCGUGGAAGCUGAGAAUCAUUUACUACGUAAUGUAAUUGAGCCAGAUGAUCUUAGCGAAAAUGAGCUUGACAAGCGUUUAUCUGUGAAGAAGGAGCAGGCACCCUUGAAUGAAUUGGAAAAUAUUGAUUUAUCCACGGACAAUGAGAAAACUAAUGGUAUCCAUUCGAACGCCAUGAUGAGCACCAACUCGGCUGAAUCGACCAAUAAAAUUGCCGAAUCGAACGGUAAAGAGGAAUUUGAACAAGUAAAAAAACACAAAAAAAAGCGCAAUGGAUAUUUGCGUUAUCCAGAAUUGCCAAAUGAAUUCAGGAAUGUGGACGAGGAUAUCGAAACCGGCCGUUAUGAGUCAUUGAACGACGCAUAUCUAGGCAAUAAGAACUAUAUUAUUGGCUCACAUCAAUGUCCCUUAAUUGAAUCGAUUAUUGAACGUUGCCGUGGUGUAGACCUUCUAAGUGGGGAUAUAAAUCAAGAAUUUCUGCCUAUUUGUGGUGAACACCAGAUUUGUUAUUUAUGUAGCACUUCACAAGUGGCUUGUGACUAUCAGUAUUUGACUGAGGCUGAUUCCAUUUGUGGUAACAACAAUGAUUGCCAAGCAGCAGCACGUUCCAUAUUAAUGAUAUUGCGUGGAACGCUCAACCCACAACUCGGACCUAGAGAGUGUAUGAAGAAUUCGUGUCUACACAGUGCCAUGCGAGAAAUCGGACUAUAAAUGCAAGAACAAUAAAUAUAUUAAACUUAUAAACAUAAAGAAAGAAUUAUUAUAUUUUUAUUGGAAACGUGCAGCUCGUGGACAGUGUAAAGGGCAAAACGAAGAGUUUUUCGUUGUAUUUAUGCUAUGAAUAAUUCUGUUAUGUAUCUAUCUUCCCUAUUAUAUUGUAUACUUAAAUAUAGGUAUAAAAAUACUUAUAUAAAAAAAAAAUAAUAUUGAGUGAAUUUAAAACUAUUAAAACGUAAUAGGGCAAUUCACAAAUAAGUGCAAAUGGCCUGGCAUCAAGACAUUUGUAAAUUAUUGCGAAUACCAUUAUGCCAAGUUAUUUGCAUUUAAUUGUCAACUGCCCUAGUAAAAUUAAUAUUCUUUUCAAAACAUGAAAUGUUAUAAAAAAAUGUGUUUGUGUAUAUGCAUUUCUCAACUUAAUUAACAAAAAUAUGUAUAUACAGUUACAAAAAGUGUAAGAAUGUGAAACACUGUUCUUUUAGAAAUAUAUCAAAAUAAGAAUAAAUUAUUGUGUUAAAUGUGUAAUUUAAACUUAUUCAAAAAUGUCCUUAAAGGAUGAAUAUACACUUGAAUAUACAUAUAAACAUCUUACAUAUAUAUGAAUGUAUAUGUGUACAUUAUUACAAUAAAGGAAAAAAACGAAUAUAAUAGUGGUUCAUAUAACCAACGAAAUAUGUAAUUCCACAAUAAAAUACCAAUUCUCUUUUAGAAAGAUGAGAGUAGAGAGAUUUGAAAUGAAUACAAUAAGAUAAUACAAUAAUUUCAAACAAAUAUCCUGAGAUUUCGAAAUAUGAAAGUUGAAAAUCGGUUGAUGAGCAAAAUGGGAGUUAAUAUUUUUUUUAUCUCAGUUUUAAAAAUUAUUCUAUGUAUUGAAUUGCUAAUAAAUUUUCCUAAAAUUAAAUUGCUAAAAUUGGAAACAAAACGCGGAAUCUUUUGUAUAAUAACCUUUGUUGGGUUCUAAACCCAAUAUUUUUAAUGAACGCAUCGUAAUAUUUCCGAGAGAAAUAUACAUCGAGUCCACUGGGCCAGUUUUGGUAGUACUAAUAUAUAAAUACAUAGUAAAUAUAUUAAUACCUAACCAAGGUCACGCGCAUAAAUACAAACAGCACCCGUCCAUCCCUACUAAACUCAAUACCCAUAGAGGAAGUUCAAAGUUUCUGCUAUCUAGGAUGCAUUAUUUCGACCUCUGGCGGCUGUGCUGAAGACAUCGAAACCAGAAUAAAUAAGUCGCAGCAAACAUUCGGACAACUGCAAAACAUCUAGAGCUCCUCGUUCCUGUCGCGUGGCACUUAAUUAAGAAUAUUUCAUUCCAACGUCGCAUCCGAUUUACUAUACGGAUGUAGAACAUGGAUUGCUGCACCACGGCUUAUACAACACCUGCGAUCUUUUACAAAUCGUUGCCUUAGGCGCAGCUAAAGAUAAGGUGGUCAGAAACUACAUAUAUCCAACGACAGGCUGUGGGAAUUGACUAACCUUGUGCUCAUCAAAACAAAUAUUCUGAAAAUAAAAUAGAAUUGGGUCGGUCAUACACUUAGAAAACCUGCACAAGACAUUAGGGAUCCUCCAGGAGGUGACAUCCAGCGCACACUUGAAGAAGACAGCUCGAGAAUGAAAUAAUAUUAAGUGAAUUAAACUGAAACGAAAUAAAAAGAAUUUUAUUGGAUAGGGAUAGAUUUAUUCACUAUGGAGCGGAAGUAAUAAAUUUAUACUAUCUAUGUUACGGCAGCUGCAUGAAGUUUUGUAUACCACAUAGUUUUGUAUACCAUAUACCACAUAUGUAUAUCAAUAUGCAUAUACAGUACUAUCUCGAUAAUCCGGACACCCUUAAUGUUAGGGGUCGUCCGGAUUAUGGGGGUGCCCGGAUUAUAGAUGAUUUUUUUUUUGCAACUAAACGUUGUUUUUUUGAAAUGAACAUAACGCAAUUCAGAUAUAUGUAUGUACAUAAAUAGUUUUAUUAAAUACAGUACAAUCAUACUUACAUAAUAAUAUGUACAUCUGUACAUAAUCAAACAUUUUUUUUAUUUAGUAUGUACUAUUUCAAAAAAAUUAUUAAUUUUGGUCUGCUGCGAGUUCGCCAGCAACAUUUUAUCUGCAGCAGCAACAUUUUAUCUGCAGUUUUAUCUGCAGUCUUAAAACUAAAAUAUCCAUAGCCGAAGCGUCAAUUUGUUCUGCCCAUUGUAUAGCCUUGGAAAAAAUAUUUUUUGCUUCACCGCUACUUAUAGUAUUUACCGCUUCAACUAUGGUUCAAUCAGAAUCAGCUUCUAUAUUAUUAUUUUCAUAAUAAUAAUGUCCACUCAAUUCAGUUUGUCACUGAAGAAUAAACACAACGCGUGAUUUAUGCUGUUGCAUUUCGUAUACAUAUAUUGUUGUUAAAGUACCGCUACUUUACGAAAAACUCACAAAGCAAACUAAAAAUUAAAAUACAUAUGUAUGUACAUAUUGCGAAGCAAAUUUGAAAAAUGUCCGGAUUAUAGAGUAAAAAAUGUUAAACUGUCCGAAUUUAGCAGUUGUCCGGAUUAUAGAUGUGACCGGACUACCGCGUGUCCGGAUUAUCGAGAUAGUACUGUACUCAAAUAUAUGUAUGUAUGUGUGUAUACUUUACUAACAAUCAUAUAACUUACAAAAGUAAUAUAUGUAUAUAUAUGUACAUUCAUAUAUUAAGAAAAAAUAUUCGUUUUUAUUUUAAAAUUUGAAAGAAACAAAAUACGUUAAUUUGAUUUAAUUUUAAAUAGAAAGAAGUAUACAUGCAUUGCUCUAAACUAUGCGGUUAUUAUUGGAUACAUUUUACAAAAUUCAGCGCUAUGGUAAAGACAGUUUCCAUGCAAAAGAGUCUUAUUUAUAAGAAGACGUGUGCGCUUUCGAGUGAGUAAUGAAACAAUAAAAUUUUUUAAUGGUAUAUAUUAUCAUGAAAAGCUAUAAUAAACAUACCAAUAAAUACUGUACACAUUUAUGUAUAUGACAUAUAACUAAUAUAAUCAAAAUGGAAUAUAUAGAAUGUGGAACUAAAAAUCGGUUGAAGUACACAAAAGUCAUAGUCACAAAAAAGGCAUACAAACAUUGUAAACAAAAAUACUUACAAUAACAAAAAUAAACAUUUGAUUAUUGAAUAUUUAUUACAAAAUAAUUAUCGGAUGUUUGUCUAUGGAUGUAUGAUUGUACUUACUAUUAUAUUUCACAUAUUUUAGGAAAAAUAUAGCAAAUAAAUAAAUCUAUACAAAUAAUAA
Anastrepha ludens (Mexican fruit fly) is the source of this 5880-nucleotide messenger RNA. RefSeq names its product DNA ligase 1. NCBI's taxonomy places the organism in Eukaryota, Metazoa, Arthropoda, Insecta, Diptera, Tephritidae. The transcript is spliced from 9 exons. The record is from RefSeq and is a predicted model, not a curated record. Bases 239 to 2650 code for a protein of 803 amino acids.